This is a messenger RNA of Trypanosoma grayi, 963 nucleotides long. RefSeq lists its product as hypothetical. The transcript has a single exon. The record is from RefSeq and is a predicted model, not a curated record. NCBI's taxonomy places the organism in Eukaryota, Euglenozoa, Kinetoplastea, Trypanosomatida, Trypanosomatidae. Bases 1 to 963 code for a protein of 320 amino acids.
AUGCAGACAAACAAACGACUUUUUGAGAACACACCGCCGAAGCGUGCCCCAUGCGUGACGGGCCGCUCUUCAGUAUAUCCAUACAAGGCACAGCGUUUUGUCGCGACGGAACUUCCAGCAAGACGCCCUAGGAGAAGUAAUAAGAGGUGUGAGGCCAUUGGCAAAGCUGCUGCAUCAGCUGAGCGGGUCAAGGAUAGCAAACCUUGUGUGGAGGAAAAUCUUUUUCCCCGUGAGUAUAUUAAUGAUGUUGCAGCCUGGUUAUCUGGCGACGCGCUCUUUGUGCAGGUCGAGACAUUGGCAGCAAGGGCGAGUGACUUGCGUGCCCGAGUGGCGCCAUUGCCGGAUGACCCUCAACUGUUUGCAUCUAUGCCACCCGGGGGCAUUGCUAUGAAGCAACACAAACUACAGGGUGACAAGGUGACCUCGCCUCCGAACGUGUUCUCUUUUGACGAAGAGACGUACGCGCGUAGGAUCCUUGGCAGAAAAAGGGUGGUGGAGACGAGGAAUAGUGCACUGGACGUGGAGUCAACGUUGUGCGAUUCGGUCGUUGAAUGCGCCGUAACGCAAAGGACACAAGAGAUGCGGGUGGAAACAUCUCCUACCGCCGCGCCAAUGAUGUCACUACAGCAAAUUGCUUAUGGGACAGAAACUUCAGCGGGUCGCCAAGAGAAUUCUGGGUCGCCGAUUGUUGUAGAAAUUAAGGAGGAACUGGCUAAAGAGAUGCCGAACCUGCAGCCAUCAUCGUCGUCACCAUCAUCCGUGAUACGGAAUGGUGUGUCGGUCUCUGGUGACACAGGGCUCGAGAGUUCCGUUGGAGACGGAGCUGUUUCGCUGCGAGACGCGUCACCAUCGCGACUUGGAGCGGGAGGCAUCCAUCCCUCGUGCACGACGGACCUUUAUCACGUUGUACACAUGCCCCGUGCCCAUUACAUCUUGCAGAAUGUGAAUUUUUCCUCUUGGUAG